Messenger RNA from Ambispora gerdemannii, 1119 nucleotides. Lineage: Eukaryota; Fungi; Glomeromycota; Glomeromycetes; Archaeosporales; Ambisporaceae. The record is from the annotation of a GenBank genome assembly.
AUGUCUACUACGAAGUUUGAUAUUGUUGAGCAUUCACAUCGACGCUUCAAUCCACUAACAAAUUCGUGGGUGCUUUGUUCUCCACAUCGUACAAAAAGGCCUUGGCAAGGUCAGGUAGAAGCAGCAACACACGAGGUUUUACCAGAAUUCGAACCUAAUUGUUAUUUAUGUCCUGGUAAUGUUCGCGCACAAGGUGGCGUAAAUCCAAAUUACGAAAAUACAUUUAUUUUUAAUAAUGAUUUUGCGGCGGUUCGUAAGGAGCAGCCUGAAUUCUCUAAUUCUUCUAUUUCAGAAAAGUUCUCUUCAUUGUUACGACUGGAAAGUGUCCGGGGAGAAUGCAAAGUGAUUUGUUACUCACCAAAACAUAACGUGACCAUGGCGGAGAUGUCUGAAUCGUCAAUUCUCGAAAUAAUCAAGCAUUGGAUUUUAUCUUUCCUCUCGUUAUCAAUACAUGAUUAUGUUUUCUAUAUACAAAUUUUCGAGAACAAGGGUUCAAUAAUGGGAUGCUCGAAUCCUCAUCCACACGGUCAGAUGUGGUGCACUUCUGUGAUUCCCGAAGAACCAAGUAAAGAAAUCUCGUCAAUGCGGUCAUAUUAUGAUUCUCAUGGAUCUUGUCUGUUAUGUGAUUAUGUUUCGCUAGAGACACCGUUAAAUAAUAUUACGAAUACUAUCACUAGUGCAGAAUCGAAUAACUCGAGAGUAAUAUGUGAAAAUAACUCGUUUCUCUGUCUAAUACCGUUCUGGGCAAUCUGGCCUUUUGAAACCAUUAUUAUUUCCAAACAGCAUAUAACCAAAAUCACGGACCUGAAUGAACAACAACAAUCAGAUUUCGCGAAUAUCAUGAGGCGAAUUACGUGUAGAUACGAUAAUCUAUUCGAGUGUUCGUUUCCAUACUCGAUGGGCAUACAUCAGGCGCCAGUCGAUAACGCAGAACAUGAUUUCGAUUCGCAUUUACAUGUGCAUUUUUAUCCACCGUUAUUGCGGAGUCCGACUAUCAAAAAGUUUAUGGUUGGAUACGAGUUAUUAGCCGAACCGCAACGGGAUCUCACUCCUGAACAAGCUGCUACGAGAUUACGUGCUUGUUCUGAAAUACACUAUAAAUUAUCACCAGACAGAUAG